Molecule: messenger RNA, 1401 nt
Organism: Toxoplasma gondii ME49
Lineage: Eukaryota; Apicomplexa; Conoidasida; Eucoccidiorida; Sarcocystidae
Exons: 8
Coding region: 1-807 (268 amino acids)
Source: RefSeq, a predicted model, not a curated record
AUGUCGCAGGCGACAACGUUUUCUCAAGCGCAAGACCGAUCUGCAUGCAAGCACGAACUGGAUUUCCGAACUCGAGACAGCCCCGAGGCAUGGCCACAUCCGAAUGUUAGGCUGUGGAUAAGCGGGAACAAGUCGGGCAUUUCAGUGCCGAGCCACCAAAUCGAAAACCAUCGUGCUGUCGCGGCAGCUGCUUCAUUCCGACCUCAAGCGCACUGCUACAGGAAAAUGUGGCCGCAAACCCUGGAAGACUUUCUUCUCUCCCGCAAACUGCAAGGGGUAAAUUUGGAUACGACGGCUUUUGUUGCCGCAUGCUCGGAGCUCACCCAUGAUCUACAAAAUGCUGAGGCAUGCCUCUCCGAUGCUGAAAAGCACAAGAGAAUAAUGCAAUUUGACGACGAACGGGGAAACCGCGGAGUGCUUUUCCAUUUGUUCGAGUCGUUAUUUCAAGACCAUGGACCUCUUGUACAUAUCUCCGACAUAGUAAGAGGAGAACUUGAGACAAUUGUCCGAUCUUUUGCGGGGCCGAAAGAAGCAGAACGAGCUAGAAUUCUUUUCGACAGAACACGAGGCUCGAAAGAGUUCUUUCGUGAACAUCAUGUCCCGGAAGUUAUGCAAAACCUUUUCCAAUCAAGGUCAAAACAUAUGCGGUCACGUCAUCAGCAAGUUUUCACAGACGGCGUCAAACUCAGGCUCCUCACAUUGACUGCCGAUAAAGCCUUUCUAUCAGCUUGUCGUCACAGAGGUCACGACCUCGUAAAGGAUGGGUGGGUCGUUGAGCACUCGUCGCGAUCUUUGGCCGGCCUCUGAACGCGUGCUAAACACUUAAGCGAUAUAAAACGAAGGUUGGCUUGUUCGGACCAAAACAAGAGUCGGAAAUGAGGGAAGCGGACAUCGAUAGCUUUCAGUCUUCAGCCCCUCAUUCGCGGCUAACAGAACCACCAUUUUUGGUGGCUACCACGCAAAGAACGAAAAGACACGUUUCCUACGGGUGUUUAGUACGAUCCCUUCUUUGAAGUAUAAUGAGGAGCGUAGUGCGUGCUCUUCUUUGUUUGCGCCUCAAUUACCGGUCGGUAACUGAGGGUCUUCUUCGGCUGCGCCUGAACAGCCUUUUUCGGAACCGGACUCACAGUUUUCUUAGAGACUGUACGUACAGUCUUCUUCGGCUGAUAGCUAACGCUUUUCUUGGGCUCGGAGCGAAUGAGCUUCUUUGGCGCAGGCUGGUCAACCUUUUUGGGGCGUCGAACAACUUUAGUGGUGUAGGAAGGCUGUACGGUUGUCUUUUUGCUGGACGGAGAGUAGCUGUAGCCACCGUACGUGCUUUUGCCGAGUUCGCGGCCGUCGGCAGCCUCAUCUGCCGACUCCUCGGGCUCUUGUGCCUGUAAUUCCUCGGGCUCUUCGGCC